GCCCCCGCCUCCGUUACCGUCUUCCCCCUUCCCCCUUCCCCCACCCCCGCCGCGCCUGCGCUCAUCCAUCGCCCGGGGCGAGCCCUCGCCGAUUCCGUUUCGUCCGAUUUGUUUUGAUUGCAACGGGCAACAGGAAGGGAGGGGGAAUAGGAGGGAUCUCUCUGGACCGUCGCCGUUGGAGGUGGCUCGGCGGUUUCUUGGACCUGCGUAGGUACAAGCGCCACCCCGUUUCCUCUCGGCCGGCGGAUGGACGCGAGGGAGGUGUGAAGCCUGGUCGCUAACUGAUGCUCGUGGAGAGAUUCGGAGGAGAGGAGCGCGCGGUGCGGAGGCGGUGGAGGCGGAAGCGCCGACGAUUCGGACACCGCAGCGACGGAAGGGGAGCGGCAGGCGGACCAGGAGCGCGCCGCCAGGAGGUCGACGGUCGCCGCCGCCGCCAUGGGCGAGUCGCUGCUCACCGCCCUCUCCAUGGACACCGCCACGGCCCACCUCCCGCACCAGGGGCCCAACACCAUCCUCUCCAUGGACACCGCCUCCCACGACGACUUCGACCUCUUCCUACAGCCACAGGGGCCCUUCCGCCGCUGCCUGCAUGCCGCGGCGGUCGUCCCCCCUGACAUCAACCUCCCCCUCGCCGCAGACCCCUCGCCGCCCCCACCGGCGCUGCAAGACUCCAACGUCGACAUGCUAGACGUCGGCCUCGGCGGCCCACAGCAGUACGACUCGGACUCGCCGGCUGCCACCGUGCCUGCCGCGGCCCCACCAGCGGCCGCGGCCACCACCACGGUCGCCGUGUCGCACACCAAGGGCUCCGGUUCCAGCGCCGCGCGCAAGUGCGUCAAGAGGAAUGAUAGUAUCUGGGGAGCGUGGUUCUUCUUCACCCACUACUUCAAGCCCGUCAUGUCCGCCGACAAGGGUGGCAAGGCGAAGUCAGCCUCUGCCGGCGGGAACGGUAAUAGUGCCACACUGGAUGCUUUCCUGGUGCAGCACGACAUGGAGAACAUGUACAUGUGGGUGUUCAAGGAGCGGCCGGAGAAUGCCCUGGGGAAGAUGCAGCUGAGGAGCUUCAUGAAUGGGCACUCGCGCCUCGGGGAGCCACAGUUCCCGUUCAGUGCAGAUAAAGGGUUUGUCCGCUCCCACCGGAUGCAGCGCAAGCACUAUCGUGGGCUCUCAAAUCCACAGUGCCUUCAUGGGAUUGAGAUCGUGAGGGCACCAAACCUGUCAGGUGUACCUGAGGCUGAUAUGAAGAGGUGGAUGGAGCUCACUGGAAGGGAUGGCAAUUUCUCGAUCCCAACUGAGGCAAGUGAUUUUGAGUCAUGGAGGAAUUUGCCGAGCACAGACUUUGAGCUCGAGAGGGCAGCAACUGCUGCUCCUGCAAAGAGCAGCUCACAUGGGCACCACAAGAAGUUGCUGAAUGGUUCUGGCCUUAACCUCUCAACUCAGCCAUCCAACCACAGUUCUGGGGAUGGUAUGGAGAUCACAGCCACCUGCAACAAACGCAGGAAGGAUUCUUCUCCUGCUGCCAUGGAAGAGGAUUGCAGCAAUUCAAACUCAGACAAGGCUCAUGACAUGGACGUGACCCAUGCUUUUGAGCCAUCAUGGAUGAAUGACUUCACUGGUGUGAUGCGCCAUGCUUCUGGGCCAGUUACCGCUGCAAAAACAAUAUAUGAGGAUAGCAAGGGCUACUUGAUCAUCAUUAGCCUGCCUUUCGCUGAUUUUCAGAAGGUGAAGGUUUCAUGGAAGAAUACUCUUACAAAUGGGAUUGUCAAGGUAUCAUGCACUAGUGUUGGUCGGAUGCCAUUCCUGAAAAGGCAUGAUCGGACCUUCAAGUUGGCGGAUCCUGCCCCUGAGCAUUGCCCACCAGGAGAGUUUGUCCGGGAAAUUCCACUGCCUACCCGGAUACCUGAAGAUGCUACUUUGGAAGCAUACCGUGAUGAAACAGGAACAGGCCUAGAGAUUAUUGUCCCUAAAUUCCGUGUUGGCCCUGAAGAACAUGAAGUGCAUGUGUCCAUGAGGCCGCCCUCGUCAUGGUGCCAAUGAAUACAUGUUCAAGUUUGCAAGGAGACAUUUGGUGCGGAGGUUUCCUAUUGUUACCAUAAGGCUACUGUACAACAAGUCCAGCACAGUUUUGCUAAUUUUGAUGGGAAACAGUCUUAAUUGAUUGAAGCAUUCUGGUAGUUGGCAAUUGCAGCAUCUGGAACAAUUUUAGGAAUAUGCUACAGGUCACAAGGACCAUGUCUGCAUUACUUAGCUCUUGGUUUCAAUAUGUUUUGUGUAUUAUCUUUUUGUUUAGUUGUAAUUUUCGUUGUGUCAAAAGAUUGGUUGUCUGCUCGAUGUGCUUCAAUGUGUGCAUCACCGACAUGAGCAAUCUGUUUGUUCUACAGAAUGGCUCCUGGAUAACUGUAUAGGGCAUUUAGUCAUUUUCCAUAGACUGUGACAGGUUUGCUUUGUGGGCAUUCUUGGAAAAUUCAUCUCAAAAUGAUGGAAACUAGGAAAUGGAGUACAUGUCAGUGAAUUUAGGAUUUGCCAAUGUUUCCAUGGGAAUUAGUGGCAUUGUAGCAUUUUGUGAACGUUUUCCAGGGAUUUCUGGAAGACAAGUGUAAUCUGCUGGAAAAUGUAUCUCAUCUAUUGUCAAUAUAGUAGGUGCGUUCUAUACUAUUACCA
Molecule: messenger RNA, 2661 nt
Organism: Panicum hallii
Lineage: Eukaryota; Viridiplantae; Streptophyta; Magnoliopsida; Poales; Poaceae
Exons: 3
Coding region: 436-2037 (533 amino acids)
Source: RefSeq, a predicted model, not a curated record